AGCGGCGCUUGCGAAGAAAGUUUGUCGAAGUAAAAAACGUAGAUGCUACGCCACUGGACCAAAGUGCAGGGGAAUGGAUAAUGUGCAGAAUACGGUUUCGAAAGGGAGCAGGACCGCAGUAGUGCACGCAGCAAGUCAAGAUUGUCAAGAUGGAUGCUCGGUGCUGUCGGUGCGGAGUAUGGAUUUUGCCGCGUGAUUCGUAAACGAGAAUUGUCAUUGUUGUUCAGUGAGCAAAAAAGAAAAACGUGUGUCGGGAAGCAUUGUUGUUCAUGGUGUUCCAAGGUGUUCCAUAGUGUCUCAGUAUGCAGCGUUAAGUAAACGGAAUGCUUUCAUAUAGUGAUGAGAAAAGCACCUAAAAGCAGUGCGGUAGUAGCGGCCUUCUACAAUGGUGGAUAACAAUUGUAUUAUCGAGGGAAACGUCAAAUUUCGCGACGGCAAAAAGUGGAAAUCAAGAUGGUGUGUCAUGAGGAAGUUGUCACCAGUUGCAGAUUGUCUUCAUUUACAACUUUACGGAGAUAGCAAGGAUCGAUAUAAGCAAGGUCAAACGAAAGCUUCAUUAAGUUUGCAACAUUUUCUCGGCGUAGAGAGUGGUUUCACUCUUGACAAGGAAUCCAAUACUAUAGCUAUAAUAUGCCAAGACGUGACGGUUGUUCUGGCUUUCGACACUAGAGAACGAUUGAUACAAUGGCAAGUGAAAAUCUCGAACAACUUGGGCGAAGAUCAGCAGUUUCUGAUACUGAUCUCCACGGUUCCAUCGAAAGCAAAGCUCACAAAUGGACCAGCACAUUUACACAUUCAAGAUCGUCGUUUUUGCAUCACCGUCGGCAUACCUCCCAGAUUAGUCGGUAUUUGGGAAAUUGCGCAUCUUCGACGAUAUGGCGUGGUAGAAGGACGAUUCUGCUUCGAGGGUGGUUCGAGAUGCGGACGAGGAGAAGGUCUCCACGUGCUGAUAACGGAUCAAGGAGAAGAUAUCGUGAAGAUGCUGCAAUUAGCGGCAGAGGGGAAACUGACCAAAAAACGACCGGUUAGCAGAGAACAGAUAGCGCAGGAGAGCCCGCGUCGUCAGUUCUCUCGAUCGGAAACAAGGGCCAGCGAUUUUUUCCCCUCGGCUAUUUACUCGUCCACAUAUGAAGAGCAGUGCGACAGCUGCAAGAACGAAAGCUCCCCCUAUUGGUCGUCCACUGAGAGUAGGCAACAAACAGAGCUCGACAGGGAUUACAGUAGCAGAGACACAGUCUCCGUGUCGGAAUUGACCGAUCAGCCAGGCGAAUGGCGCAGCUGUUCUCUUACUCGUCAAGGAACAUCCGCUCUCGAGAGAUGCGCUAGCUGUAUCAGCAAGCUAGGAACUGUAUCCAAAUCGUCGACUUUAGCCACCACGACCGGAGCAAGCAGUAUAGGCAGUCCAGCAGGAACGAUGAAUAAUUUUGGUUGCCAUCUACAGCCACGUACGCUCGAUCGGUUAUCGUUAUCCUCGUACAGUAGUAGCAGCCACGACAGUGACUAUUCCAGUUCACAGCAGAUGGAAUGUCACUGCUCGCAAAAUUCAAAGAGCUCGCAACAACAAACGAGCGUUCAUCGCGUGUCGCCAAGCCCUAGCGCACUGCCACCGAGACCUCCGAAACCGUCCCAAAACACUGCCACGAAGAAGGUUAAGAAACCUCCUAUGCCCUUGCCAAACGAACAAGUCUGCGUGCACUCGCGUAGCAAGCAGCAGCUGGUUGUACGAAAUGCAACCGCUGCUGCUGGUCCUUACGAGAAUUACGACGUACCCAAAACAAUCUUGGGCCAUCAUAUGCUGUUAGAACAAAGUUCCCAACCGGAUCAGUAUUACGACACGCCAAGGAAAAUUAAAGAAUGUCUAGCACUGCCAAAAACCUAUCCUAAUUACGAUACGCCACAGGCGCCUCAAGCUGUGGUAUUACAACAAUGUGGUUGUCCGGCUAAACUCACCGUUCAAUCUCCCAGAUCCUCGGGUUGUCCCUGCCAAAACAUGAUGAGUUGGGCUGGUUUUGUAUUGCCGUACUGCAGACGUGGAGCAGGAAUUGAACCAACCGGUGUUGCCGUACAUCCCGUGAAACUUUCUGGAGAAGGUAAGAUGCCUGUUGUGAACGCAAGCGGGGAGAUCGCGAUUUACGCGACGGCGAAACGGCCGAAGAAGUCGGAGAAGUCGGAGAACGACGAAGACAAGAACAAAGACAAUUGCGAAUGCCCAGAGAAUAGAACAAACAAUUACGAGAACGUCGAGCCUGUUAUCGACACGCAACCUGAGUCUAAACAAACGAAUUACGCGAACAUAGACUUUACCCAAUCUCUCGAACACUAUGAAAACAGCAAAGAUCUUUUAGCAAAAAGUGGAAUUUCACAGGAGGAAAUUGAGAAGUUUUCCAAUCAAAUUAAGGACGAGACAUCUGAACCGCCCACAGAAGAUUCGUCCAAGAUAUGCCAGAAAUGUGGCCACGUUAAGGACCGAGAGAACGAUUACUUAGUCAUGGAUCUCGAAAAGCAAACACCAAAGAAACCGUUCUCUGGAUACCUACCGAUGCAGCCAGCGCACAAUGCUUGUUCAAAGGAGAUUUUGUCGAGAAUUUGUAGCGGUAUAAAGAGCUCGAGUAACCCUGCGUUAUCAGGUUCCGCGUUAAGCGAGGGAGGGAAAAAGAGAUCCGAUUCUGAAUUUCGCGUUCCAGGUUCGGCGAUGUUGUCUAGUCCGUACCUUAGACGCCGUUACCUGGAGGGAAAUAGCGGAACAGAAUCCAACGGGAACAUUGGUCUAUUGUUGAGAAAACGAUCUUACUCUGCGGAAUCUGCGCACUAUUUGGACGAUGAGAAUCAUACGUUCCCAUCGACGUUGACCAUUCACAAAUGUUCCAGCGAAGCGGACAAAGCUUCCCUGGUUAGAGGGGAGACUCAUUCUCCGUGCGUUAACUCAGAAGUCAAGAUAAAUCAAGAUAGCGGGCAGAUAUCGAUAACCUCACCUCAGCCGUCAUUCAUAAAAAUUCGACGCUCCUCUUCCGUUCCAUCCAAGACCGGUCACAAUAGAGACUCUUCUAGUAGCAACGACUCAGGCGUUUCUACGGGAUCUCUUAGUCACAGAACAGCGGAAUUUGUCGAGUUCGAAUUGUCAUUGACCCCAUCGACGUCGGCGAGAAAGCAAAACGUGUUGUCAGUUUAUAGGAAGAGUCCACCGCCUACGUGUUAUCACAGCAGCCUACCAAGGAAAUCCAAGUCCAGCGAUCCGCUUCGAGAGUUGUCGUUUCAAUUUCAAAAGAUUAAGAUUCCUACAAAAUCCUCUUCAGCGGAAGCCGAUAUUCCCACGUGUUUACCUAAGGCCACGAAAGGAUUCAAUAGUCCAGGGGAAGUGUCCAAUGCUCCUUAUAUCGACUCGCGAAGCACAAGCAGCGGUACAUCCGAUAUGUCCGACUACAUCGAGACACUGUCGUUGUCGUCCCACUCGUCAUCCGAUACGCCAGACAGUCUGAGACUGGGUGGCAGAGCAGUGGCAACGACGCUUCGUCCUCGCAGCGGGAAAGAGUAUUACAAGAUUGACAGAAGUAUUCUUGUUGAGCAAGGAAGAACGUUGACGACGCCAUCCGCCAAUUACGCGAAUAUUACCCCGGUGCUUGAGAAAAGCGAGUCCCCUUCGCCUGGAUACAUGAGUAGCUCUCCCUUUGAACAGCCACAACCUACUCGUGAACACUUUUUGUUUCCCGAUGAAGCUUGAACAUAGCAACACUGUUUGGCAAGAGAGCGGAAAACUUGAAGUUCCUAGGAAUUCCAAACAAAACCAGUAAGAGUAUUCAUGGUAGAAAUUAUAAUCGGGGCAUCGUGACUGUUUACACUAUACGCAGGUAUCUAGUAACUGACCAUUAACGCUCUUCGAAGCAGCACACGGUAUGAAAGGUGCAUUUCGUUAAACCGGGAAGAACGAGGAUAUCAUCUUCCAGUGGUCCAAGGUUCAAGAAUCAUAGUAAGGAAUUUAUUCAGAACGGUUAUCUUUCUGCGUUCUUUACGUCUUUUUAUGAUAAUGUCUUCUUACAAAGCGAACCCGCACAAUCAAAAAGAACCUAACAGAGGGGAGUUUUCGUAAGAGAAUCUAGGUUCUAGCGUAUAGUCGAAAUGAAGUCAAUAUACAAUUGAAAUACUUCCUACAACGACUCAAACAAUUUCUAAAAUAUGCUCAAUAAGAAACUGUAAUAGUUUGUAUAGUAAGAAUCCUGCCCUAGGAUAAAAACAAAUGUGUGCAUUGUAUACUUUAUAUGAGUAUAUCGUUUUUUGGAUAUGUUUUAUUUUAUAUGAGUAUACUUCUAUAUAGGGUAUUGUAAAGCGGUUAAACCAGAGGAUUGCAAUCAACGCAUUCUGUGUUUAUACUGAUUAACGCGAUACCAUCAAUUUACAUUCUAAAAUAUACAACAAAAAGAUAAAGCAGAUGGAGAGGAAGAAAGAAAAGAAAAUGCAAUGAAAGUAGUCAGUUGCAUAGCGUUCACAGGGUUUUCAAAUCUUUACUAGUUAUUUUCUAAAGGCUUAAGAUAACAUUUAUAUAGCCGUGAAAUGGUCUUCUUUUUAACGAGAUUUAUAUGGUGGAUAUCGUAGUCUCUGGGCAAUCAAAGAUGGCACUAUGUAUAGAUUAUAAACAAGAUUUAAAUAAGUCCUAAGGAUACGCGAACUGAUAUAAAACUCGAAUUAUUUUUAUUGAACAUUUUAAUGGUUCAUGGGCAGACAUUUUUAUUCGUAAUCAUUCUCGUCGUAAUACGUUCCCAUUUUUACACAUUCAUGUACAUUCGAUUUCAUAUGAUUUUCCUACUAGAUUUACGUAGAUCUACGCAACGAAUUAGUUCUUAGAAUCAUAAUUGCAAUAUUAUAUUUCUCUUCUCAUUUUUUAUUCGUAAUAGUAGCAAACGUACUUAAGAUAUUUUUUAUUCGUACUUAAGAUAUAUCUAUGUCGUUUCGUAUGCGCGAAGAACGUAUAUGUCUAUGGAAUUCUUUACGAAAAAAAGCGACAAAAAGAAAAAAAAAAAAGAAACGAAGAAUAUUUAUUUUUACUUCAACGGUGCAGGAUCUUUUUGAUAAUAAAAGUAUAUCGUAGACGAUUAAGCGAGGGAGCUAGUACGACGUAUCGAAGGGAAAUCGAACUAGUUAGGCCUAUUUUACGUCUGCACGGCUUCGAACUUUCUUUUGAUUGCCAUUAACAAAAAAGAAAAAGAUUGAUUAUAUAUGCGCGAGUUGUAAUUGCGAAUUUUUUCAUGGCAUACAAUUUUUCUUGCUUAUGUCGAAAUCGCGCAUGAAAAGCAAUAAAAAAGAGAAAUAAAACAUAGAUACGCGCGCAAGGUUACGCGAUUGUUAAUAGAAUCUUGCACCGAGGAUAAUCGAGUUUUGGAACGCGCUGGUCGGGCUGGUCGAUAUUGAUAUUAUGCAAUGCAGUGAUACUGAACGCAAUAAUAGAAAUGCUAGGAGUUAUAUGGCCAUUAAGAAUGAAAAGAAAGAAAAGAGAGAAAGAGAGAGAGAGAGAGAGAGAGUAAUGAAAGAAUCGAUAUCGAGUGUUUUCGCAAUUGAAAUAUAUUAAAGCGGAUUAUUCUCUGUUUCAUGUACAUGUUACGCUCCGCGGAGUGGAUAAUCAAAUCAGUAUUCAGAAUCAAAAAGAUCAACGGUAACGUGGGUUUACCAUGCGUAUUAGAGGUUCAUUGAACAAUGUAAAGUUAACCGGGAAUCAUGAUUCAACGACAAUAUAGAUUGUAUUCCCACCCCCGUCGCCCCUCUCCAACACUCAAGGAAUUGUUUUCAUCGAGUCGGAACAGAAUUUGUAAUAUACGAUAAAUUGUAAUAACUCUCUAACAUUACUACGUCCGUCGAUGAUUUUUCGAGGUUAUGUUCUGGUCUAACCUUUUUUACUUUUUUCUAUUAGAGCAAUCGCAACUAUCGCUGUAGCAAUGCCACGCUUGUCCUUUUUAUCACGCCGCGGUUUUUUGUAAGGAUCCGAAGCGAAACCAGCCACGAGCAACUAGCUCUAAAGGCUGUUUCGCACACAGAGCGAUUAUGUAUAAAGAAUUAUAUACUUACAGUUGACUUUAUAACGAAUUGUAAAAGUAUUAAAGUAGUAUUAAUCACAAGACUGAAUGAAAAAAAAAAAAAGGAAAAGAGAGAAGAAUGAAAUAAUAGUUGCUGUGUGAUUAAAUCGUAGGAAAUAUCUAAAGAAGCUAGAUUUAUAUAUCAUUUUUUGUUCACGCGUGUGGCUCCCUUCAAGCGCCAUUUUCCGAUUAACCAUUUUUAAUCAGGGAGACUCUUCUCUCCCUUUUAUUUUCUACUCUGCAUUCCGUGCAUCGAACUUGUGUCUGUGUCUUCUAUAAUAUCGUAGAUAUGGCGAGACGUAAACGCAAAAGAAAAGAAAAAUACGGAGAAACAAAAAUAAGGUUAGACACUUGUCGUGCUUGGCAAAUUUAACAGGUACCAAGCCGCUCUGCUCUGUCCAAGCUGUCCGAAUUUCAUAUGCUUAAUUACAUUACGAGAAACUCGUAUUCUCCAUACGAAUGAUUUAUAGAACACGGCACGAAGGAUGCUUGUCGAGCAAGAAUCGUACGAAUAUUAUUAAAAUGUCAAGAUUAUCCGAACGUAGAAUUAAAUCGAUCGACCUUUAUAUUUCUCUCGCGAGGGUCGUAGAAACCCGGAGGAAGUUGUUAGAACGUAACGUCGAGAAAAGGUAUAAUCUUUAAGAUACAAGCUGACAUUGUACCCCACGAUUUUCCAGUAAAUAUUGUAUAAUAUCAAAAGGAAUAAUAGAGAUGCGUGACGAGAGUGCGUCCACGGAUUUAUUACGCGACUCUAUUAUACGUUGCAUCCGAUGAUUCCCAACCGAAAAGAACGAGUUUCGAAGCGAUCGAAAAAUGAAACGUCUCGACGAGAGUGUACGGUUUAACGUGAUCGCUAUUAUCGAUUCUACGUGGCGGCGUAAGAAUUGGGAAUCGGUUCUACGAACACAUGCUAGUCAAAGUUAAGUACUAUCGUAGCGAUAAUAUAUUUUUACUGUAAAAGGGACUAUCGCGGACAGGUCGAAGGCUGAGCACGCGCUCCAUUGUACGGAAGGGGCUCAUUAUUCGAGCGACCAAAUCGCCAAUUGAAUCGUUUUUUCUUCUUUAUCAUUCCAUUUUUAGAAAAAUAUUCGAUUGCAACGUACAAAAAUCGAAUCGUAUCGUGUAAUUACAAAUGCUAACAAAUAGCUUCUAGUCAACAAAGGAUCAAUCCGAAAAGUACGAUGAACGCAGAAGAAUAAUCAACUCGAGUUUCUUGCACGUUGCCAUACAACGUGUUCGAUACACUCUGAUACGCUCUAGAAAAAACACGAUCCCUCCAGGCAUUCGAACGAGCUUGAGACGAGAUGACGAGGAAUUGCUGGAAGUCGUGAAGACGCGUGCCAGCCUUCGAGCCUCGAACAACCAUAUCUAAGAAUUUACUAACGAUAUUAUUGAUCACGAAUAGUGAGUAACGUUUUUCGAGGGUAUUAUAUAUAAUAUAUAUAAUACAUAUAUAUAUACAUACAUAUAUAUAUAUAUAUAUAUAUAUAUAUGUAUAUUAUAUAUGCUCUGUUUAUAAUUUCUGUACAUAUAAUCGGUGUGUGGCAUUAGCGUAACCAAGGUUUCUUUAUUUUGUGAUCCGAGAGAAUCGCCGCUAGAGAAGAUGAGGCACGACUUUUACUUAAUGUAUAUACGAGAUAAUAUACAGAAAGAAGAGAAUGGAACGGCUCGAGAGGAGAUUGAGAGAUAUCUAUCUAGCGUGACGAAAUGCGCUGAGAUCGUCUUCGGUAACCAUUAACGCGUUUCGAUUGAUUUUGCUCGCGCGUGACAAUGCCGCUUCGUGUAAUUGCACGUUCAACGAUGGAAUAAUUGGUUCGCGAGAAACAAAGAGAGAAAGAGAUUUAAUGGCGGGAGAACCGCGAGCGGUUCGUAUUGUCGUCGUCAGGGAUUAUUUAUGCGAUACGAGCAAUCUGAAACGCUUUACCGCGCGUACACAUAUAUACACAUGUAUACAAACAGAGACACACGUACACACAGAGAUAUUAUAGCGUACGAGCGUCAGAGACAAAACCAAAAAGGUAAGAAGAGAGACAGACAGACUGGCGAUAUUUCUUCUCUCCGUGUGAAUUUAAAUCUGUCUUUUUUUCUAAAUGUGUGUGCAAUGGUGUCGCGAUCGGUUUUCAAGGAAAGAAACCAAUCGCGAAUCAUUUGUACGUACACGCGAACACAGAUACAUAAGCAAUCCGUUCCUCGUGGUCGUCGAUGCUACCGACUCGACUCGAAAGUAUUCUCGAUUGCACGCGAUCGUAGUAAUUACAGGUAAAAAUGGGGGAAGUGCAAUCGAGGGAAACGCGCUGCGUCUUCCUACGCUCUUCGAUUCUUACUUAACGCGUCCUCGUUUCUUCUGCGAUAUCGUCGAGCCACCGAUAAAAGGAUAUUUCAGUUCGACGAACUGCUAAUGGCUGUUUGCUUCUUAAAGUACAUUCUUAAGGUACAUCCUUCUUAUAUUUCGAGUAUACGAUCUCUGGUUGGAUGAUUCAUGGUCGUACCUUCGACAGUACCAAGAAAGUUAGAAGAAGCUUGUUAUAACUCUACCGUGAUUCUCGAAUUUGUAUAUCUCGAUCUUACAUUCAAUUUUGCAAACGAACACAGAUCUUUGAUGUUUGACGAAAAUGGCUAACGUGAAAUUACGAUGGCAAAUCUUUUUUUACUUUGUUCGAACUUGAUUUUUUAACGUUGGAAAAAUACAACUCUAUUGUAAUUACGUAGAAUACGCAAUACGAACAACAAUUAUUUACGCUGUCCCGACUAAUUAGAAAAAUACUCGAUCAGCUAUCAUUCGACGAGAUUCUCAAUAAAAUAUUCAUCUUCGAUUUGUAAUCUAUCUACACGAUACUCGAUUUAAAUACGCUGCUUUCCUUCUUAAUCGUUUUGAGCAGCUUUACGCGUGCGAUCCAACCGUCUCCGUGUGCCAGGUAAAGAAAAGAAAAGACGUUAAGCGCAAGAAUGCGAGGGCUAUUUCGACGAGACCGAUAGCAUCGAGUCACGAAGUCUCCUGUACAUACUUCUGCCGCAGACAGUCUGCUGAUCAGACGGACGAUGAUCGUGUGCAAAUGAAAGAACGCUAUAGAUAUAACGAAAGAAGUAACACGUUGGUUGCACGCGAGUCAUUCCAAGCGAGCUGGUUCCGCGUAAACGAUUCGCAUGUGAUGAAUACCGUGCCAUCUUUAUUCAGCUAUUAUUUAUAACCUUAAAAUGGCACGCGUUAAGGCGAUAGAUGUGUACUUACGUGAAAGAAUCGGAAAGGGGAAUGCGUGAAUUCCACUAGACGAUAAGGGCAUACAUUGCAUGAGUACCGACAGAAGGAGAGAAAAGAAAAAUGAGCAGAUCGGAAUCCGUUUACUUUGACAAUCCGUUCUCGACAUAAAACGAAAGAAAAUAUUCAGUUCGGACUGUUCGAAUGUACUACAAAGGAUUCGAAAGAACGAUCCUCGUUUUAAGCGAAGAUAUCGUUCAGAGAAAUAGAGAAAAUUUAUAUAAAGCCAAUCGCGAGAAAUCGUCCUUCGACAGUGUGUUUAAGUUCUACUCCCCCCCCCCUCCCCUGAAAGAGUUCUACGAAUUAGAAGAGGAAAAUAUAUAGAAUGGAAAGAUGGUAUUUUACAAUUGCGGGAUGGAAGGUGUUUGUUGUCGAGAAUCUCGAGAAAAUAUUUAAUAUACAUAAAUGCCGCGUUUAUUUUCGAAAUCCUCAUUAUUAUAGCGUAAACAUCGGCGCGUUUAAAGGCGCGACGAUGAAUUCGACGGAUUAAAAGUAAAAAGAGCGAACGAAACGCUAAAGCGACGGGAGCUUACGUACCGGGCCAUAAUCACACGUUUAAAACGCAUUCCAUCGAACGGCGAAUGGAAAUUUCCGAUCGAUUUAUCUUUUUCGAAGUUUUUUAUAAUCAAGGUAAGCGGGUGCGUGUGAAUGAGCGAGGGUGAUCGAAGUAAAAAAAAAAAAGGAAAAAAAAAUUCAUUAUUACGUAUUUCGUAAGUAAAUUAUAAAAGGAACUCAUACACAGUUUGUAGCGACUCGAGUCACUGAUUUAUUAAGAAAGUAGAAGAAAUAAAGAGAUUAAAAAGAAAUUCUCCGUUUACUUCUCCUUCUCCCUGUUUCUUUUAUGGGAAACAAAUUAUCAGGCGAUAAGAUCGUUAAGAGACGGGUUGUGUAACAAAAAAAGUUCGAUUUAUUGUUCGUAACGUAUAUUAAAACAGAUGUAUAAUAUCGACAGAGCCAAUAUAAUCUACGAUCGCGUUGUUCUUUAGUCUCUUCACAUUUAACUAGAUUUUUGUUUUGUUUCUUACAGGUAUACCUCACAAAAAUACACUUCUCUCUGUUUGUAACAUUCCUUAUUCUUUACGGGAGCAGUUACGAGUAAUAAAAAUAUCGUUCGACGAAUUUCAUCGUUCAUCAUGCGCGACGUGAACGAUUCUUCGCGUUAUUUAUUUGUUUCCUCUUUGUUCUCGCGUUUAAAUAUGUAUCUUUAUUUUAUGUUACUUUAUUUUUUUGUUUGUCAUCACAGAUUACUCCUUCCCGAAAGAAACACGCAGGCCAUAGCGUUCGAUCUCUUUUUUCCCUAACAGUUUCUAACGCGAUAAAUUCAAUUGACGCACGACGUGCUUCUUUUCUUUCUUUCUUUUUCGUUCGAUAAUCACCACGCUGUUAUUCGUUUUUUAACACGGUCGACGACCGACGUUUA
This is a messenger RNA of Bombus terrestris (buff-tailed bumblebee), 10735 nucleotides long. RefSeq lists its product as uncharacterized. The transcript has 6 exons. Bases 386 to 3718 code for a protein of 1110 amino acids. Gene Ontology annotation, molecular function: protein kinase binding. Lineage: Eukaryota; Metazoa; Arthropoda; Insecta; Hymenoptera; Apidae. Gene Ontology annotation, biological process: neuromuscular junction development; positive regulation of protein tyrosine kinase activity. The record is from RefSeq and is a predicted model, not a curated record.